UCUUAAGGUCUUGUGUUGAUUGAAUUGACAGAUGAGAUCAUCUGUAUUAAACUCAAAAAUUAAUUCAUCAUUUAGUUCAAAUGGUACUUGUCUAUAAUAUCAAUUGAUGUUUUUUUUUUUCAUGAUAUUAUAGUUUGUCUAACAACUUGACUAUUUAAAUGAUCAAUAUGAGGAAAAAAUCAACUUCUGAAAUCACUGAUAAGUCCAACAGACCAAGUGUUUAUCAAAGAGGAAAUAACCAGACACCAGACAGUUCACCACAUUAUGUAUUUGUUUAUGAUGAUGAUGAUGAGGAUAAUAGUGAUGAAGAAACAAUAAUUCUUCAACUUCGUAGCCAGCCAAAGACUCAGCCAAGAAAAAUUGAAGUUAUAAAUGUGUCAUUAACAAGUGAUGAUACACUUCAGUCACUUUCAUUGAGAUAUCGUUGUACUAUAUCAGAAUUGAAAAGAAUCAAUAAUAUUCAUAGAGAAAAUGAAAUAUUUGCAAGACGUACAAUUAAAGUACCAGUUCAACCAUAUUCAUUUUUAACUGAAACAAAUGCUACAGAUUUAUUAGGUAUUGAUGAUAAAGCACCAGAAUUAUUAGAAAAAAAUGAUAAUCUAUCAAAUGAUCAAGAAAUAAUGAACAUGAAAGAUAAUCAAACAACAUUAUUUUCAAAACCAAAUGAUGAUAUUAAUAGUGUAAUAUUAAAUUCAAUUUGUGAACCAUUGACUGCUACAUUAUCAUGUCAUGAUGAUGUUGAAGAUGAUGCUAAUGAUGAAGAAGAUGAUCAGUUGCUAUUAUUAUCAUCAUCAACUGAUAGUAAUGUUACAAAUGACUUGUUAUUUUCUUGUUCUGGUGCUGAUUGGGGACUUUCUUGGCGACAAUUAAUUGUUGUAUCACUUCUUUUGAGCUUUGCUGGACCUGUUAUUUAUAUUUUAUAUAUUGCUGAAAAUUCACAAAGACAUAUUAAAACGUGAAAUAGAUUGUACUGCUAUUUAAUUGUUUAUAAGCAUAGGAAUUAAUUGAUAUUUUUUGAAACUCAUUUGUACUAUCUUGUAUUUUGUUUUGUUUUAGUUGAAGAUUUUAAUCAGUGCCUUUUUUAAAAGUACCUGAAAAUAAUUGUGAUUGACAGUUUAUACAACAUAAAAACAAUUGAGCUAAUAAUAUAUUUUUACA
Molecule: messenger RNA, 1158 nt
Organism: Aphidius gifuensis
Lineage: Eukaryota; Metazoa; Arthropoda; Insecta; Hymenoptera; Braconidae
Product: lysM and putative peptidoglycan-binding domain-containing protein 3
Exons: 3
Coding region: 159-959 (266 amino acids)
Source: RefSeq, a predicted model, not a curated record